This is a messenger RNA of Haliaeetus leucocephalus (bald eagle), 326 nucleotides long. Its product is annotated as caltrin-like protein 2. Gene Ontology annotation, cellular component: extracellular region. NCBI's taxonomy places the organism in Eukaryota, Metazoa, Chordata, Aves, Accipitriformes, Accipitridae. The record is from RefSeq and is a predicted model, not a curated record. The transcript is spliced from 3 exons. Bases 35 to 259 code for a protein of 74 amino acids. Gene Ontology annotation, molecular function: peptidase inhibitor activity.
UCUCCACGCUCGCACCUCUCAGAGACACAGCAGCAUGAAGUCGGUGGCUGCUCUCUUCCUGGUGGGGAUGCUCAUCCUCUGGACAGAGCUGCCAACAGGCAGUGCCUGGUCCUGCCCACCCGUCCACAUCACCUGCGCGAUGGUCAACCCACCGAACCACUGCUACACUGACCGGCACUGUCCACGGUACAAGAAGUGCUGCCCAACCUUCUGCGGAAGGAAAUGCAUCUCGGGGCUACCUUCCCUCACCUACGCAUGAGCUCCUGCUCCCAGGACAGACCGAGGGCUUUCUCAGCAUCCCCAUGCCACCCAGGCACCAGCCAGCU